AUGCCACCACAGCGCUCAGAGUCAACACGGAGCCAGAAUUCGGAGGUGCCCGAGGGAGCCGCAAAAUGGAGUCCCAAGAUGGGACUUCCUUCUACCACUCAUUCGCCACCUAAUGGUCAAGCGCCGAUAAACAGCAGCAGUACCACUAGUCUCGAUUUUCAUAACGAGCUUUCCUCGCGUCUGAAGCGCCAACUGGACAGUUUGAGAUCCACUGAUAAUCCCAAUCGCUCUCCUGCCCCACCUUGUGCUACCACCGUCACUGCGGAAAUGAUACAGGCCUCGAAAUCAAAACUUAAGGCAACCAACACUACCGCGCCCACAUCUAUCACAGUGCCGGAGGCCCAAGUCUCAUCCUCUGUGCCCGCAUGGAAGGAGUUGGUGGUCCAACGGCGUCGCAAGAAUGUCGAGCCGCCUGCCAGCAAGAGGAUGAGCUGGACACCUACCUCCAACUCCUGUUCCUCCUCUCCUGCCCCCAAACAGCAGCAGCAACAGCAGCAAUCACCGAACGCGGAUACAUUCCCAGAAGUGGUGGAGGAAGAGGAUGAGGUUGGGGCUGAACGGGGAGGAGAUAUUCCGGCCAUUAUGUCGCAUUCUGUGACAUGCGGAAGCACCUCUACGGUGACGCCUCUGCCACUGGCAGAAAGUCGCUCCUCCUACGAGCAUCUUCUACAACAGGUGACACACCUCUGCGCUGAUCUGAAUCUGGCUAAGGUGAAUCUGCCGAAUGAGCACAAUAGUACAUUGGUGGAUAGAAUUGAGGGUCUCAAGCAAGCCUGCUUGCGCUAUGCGGAUGAGAUGGACUGUUCAGCGCACGCGAAAUUUCGAUUCAGGGAUGAGUGUGCUCGAUUGCAGACUGCGGCAGAUACUCUGCGUAGUAUAUGCGGUGUUGGUGCUAAAGCAGGAAUUAGUGCUGAGCUGGGAGGUCGGAGGAAGACCUUUCAGACCGUCUACACAACCGUGGAAGUCAUUCACCAGUCUUUAUUGCGUUUGGCUCCUGCGGUUCCUUCAAGUGACUCUGUUGAAGAAUCUACAGCCUCAUCGGCUGGCAACGCCUUUGUCAGCACCGGUGUCAUCUCAUAA
Hydatigera taeniaeformis is the source of this 1080-nucleotide messenger RNA. Lineage: Eukaryota; Metazoa; Platyhelminthes; Cestoda; Cyclophyllidea; Taeniidae. The record is from the annotation of a GenBank genome assembly.